CACCAAAAACCUUCAUCCUUUAUAUAUUUACAUCUUUUCAGAACAGUCCAAACAUCCUUCUUUCCUCUCCCUCCAUUUUCCCUGUCCCUUUUUGUCUACAACCUUUCCUUUCCCCUCUCUCUCUCCAAUGGCACUUCUCCAUUCCCUAUUUGCUCUUCCCUUCCUUCUUCUUUCCCUUCAACUCCACACAUCCUCAUGUGCCCUCCUACUAAGCCUGAGGCACCACCACAACACUCUCCACCAGCAGAGGCCAAUGAUCCAUGCCAACCAAACCAACUGUGCACUGUUUGUGGGAACCUGGGUCCAAGAUGACUCUUACCCUCUCUACCAAUCCUCCAACUGCCCCAUCAUAGAUCCACAGUUCAACUGCAAAUUGUUUGGCCGCCCUGAUUCUGAUUACCUCAGAUACAGAUGGAGACCCCUCAACUGUGACCUCCCAAGGUUCAAUGGGGUGGAGUUUCUGCUACAAAUGAAGGGCAAAACUGUGAUGUUUGUAGGGGAUUCACUGGGGCGUAACCAAUGGCAGUCAUUGAUUUGUAUGAUAUAUGCUGCAGUUCCUCAGACACAGACACAAUUGGUCAGAGGGGAACCACUCUCAACCUUCAGAUUCUUGGACUACGGUGUGACCAUUUCAUUUUACAGGGCUCCUUAUUUGGUUGAGAUUGAUGUGGUCCAAGGAAAGAGAAUUUUGAGGCUGGAGGAGGUUGAUGGGAAUGGUGACGCAUGGAGAAGUGCAGAUGUGCUGUCUUUCAACACUGGACAUUGGUGGGAUCAUCAAGGCUCUCUUCAAGGGUGGGAUUAUAUGGAAUUAGGAGGCAAAUACUACCAAGAUAUGGAUCGUUUAGCAGCUUUGGAAAGGGGUAUAAAAACAUGGGCUAAUUGGGUGGACUCCAAUAUUGAUAGUAGCAGAACCAAAGUGUUCUUCCUGGGAAUUUCUCCUUCACAUACCAACCCAAAUGAAUGGAAUUCUGGAGUGACAGCAGGACUGACUACAAAGAACUGCUAUGGUGAAACUACUCCAAUUAUUAGCACUGGCACAGCAUACCCUGGUGUAUACCCUGAGCAAAUGAGGGUUGUGGACAUGGUUAUUAGAGAAAUGAGCAACCCUGCUUAUCUUCUUGACAUCACAAUGCUAUCAGCAUUUAGGAAGGAUGCACAUCCCUCCAUUUAUAGUGGUGAUUUGAAUCCUCAACAAAGAGCUAACCCUACCUACUCAGCUGAUUGCAGCCACUGGUGUCUUCCUGGAUUGCCAGAUACUUGGAAUGAACUAUUCUAUACUACCUUGUUCUAUUAAAUUUUGUGGUUUGCUUACUAAUUAACACACUUCCUCUUCACUGUUUUUAUGAGUAAUAUUAGGUAAUACAUUUAUUGAGAGGGUUGCAUGAUAUAGCUGCAACUGAUUCAUAUGUAAAGAUAUGCUAAUGAGAUGAAAUAUUUUUUUUUUAUUUUAAAAAAUUUAGGAAAGGAGGAUUAGGAUAGUUUCCAAUUCAAGGAAUGAGAAGUCUACCUUACCAAAUGUAACCUAUCAAUUAUGAAAGCUCUACUUGGGCAAUCCCUAGAGAUUAGAAAAGGAGUUUUCUUUGUUCUAUUAAUGUAAGCAGACAAUUUUAGUAUACAUUUCCAAAGUAAAAGAAAAAGUUUAAGUACA
Molecule: messenger RNA, 1648 nt
Organism: Glycine soja
Lineage: Eukaryota; Viridiplantae; Streptophyta; Magnoliopsida; Fabales; Fabaceae
Product: protein PMR5-like
Exons: 5
Coding region: 128-1294 (388 amino acids)
Cellular component (GO): Golgi apparatus
Molecular function (GO): O-acetyltransferase activity
Source: RefSeq, a predicted model, not a curated record